Molecule: messenger RNA, 3960 nt
Organism: Frankliniella occidentalis (western flower thrips)
Lineage: Eukaryota; Metazoa; Arthropoda; Insecta; Thysanoptera; Thripidae
Product: sentrin-specific protease 1
Exons: 17
Coding region: 162-2228 (688 amino acids)
Biological process (GO): protein desumoylation
Cellular component (GO): nucleus
Molecular function (GO): deSUMOylase activity
Source: RefSeq, a predicted model, not a curated record
UUUCGUUUUCUCUCCCUCCCGCCAGUCCCACCAUUGAUGCGAUGCAAGUGCGCCGAACGGUUUAUGUUGGUCUUGGUUGUUACGGUUUCUUGUGUUUUCUUUGCUCGUCAAUGAAAACGAAUCUAUGUCAUGCAUUAUAUAUCUAAGAAGACUAGUUAAUCAUGGGAAUAAUAGCAUGGUUUUAUGACUUUUUCGGACGGCCUCAACCCACCGAUAAUGAUCAUAGCAGAAAGCGGAGAGCUGACGACAUUGGUGGUGUGCCAGACAAUAAGUUAAGACGUCUGGAAGGCACUCAACGGAAUGGUGAUGCUCACAUAAGUCAUCAUGUUGUUAACAGGACAAAAGAUAGAUCUAAUAUGUUUGUGAGUUCUCAACAUAGAGGAAAGCCUACUUUUAUUUCUAGUUGGGAUCAGAUUGGGAAAGAAAAUGAUUUCCGAUCUGCGUCAUUAAAUAAUCUCAAAAUGGAGCCAACAAAUAAUGUAGAUGAGGUUCCAGAGGUUCAGAUACUAGAAGAGCAUAAUUUUAAGUCUUGUAAAAAAGGCCCGAGGAACAGUAAUCCUGCUUACAAUGUAACCUGCGGCAAUGGCUUGAGUGGUGUGGGUCAAUAUACAUCACCUCAGAGUUCUUGUGAUACAGAAGAUGUGGAAUUUCUCAAAGCCGUAAAGCCUCCACAAGCAAGUAGUAGUAGUAGUGCUAAAAUUGCAAAGGAAAGAACAUCUGUAUCCAGAGGUGAUCAUGGACAUCGCAGCACACCUAUCCAGAGAAGACCAUUUAAGACCAUAGAUCCGUCAUCUUCAGUCAGAGAUGCAGUCACACCUAUUCUGUUCUCACACAGAAGAUCUGUAGUUCAUUCACCUGAGCAAUCAGAAGUUGAAGUUUUGCCAUCACCAAACAUGACAAAUGGAGUCAGUCCAUGUCACUUCAGAAAUCUGAAUUCUUCAUUGUUAUCUGAAGCAAGCAACAUUCAGAGGAAUAGUAAUACUUGUACGCUUUCUCAUAUGAAGAAAGUCCGUGACGAACAAGUGUAUGGCCAGCUAUUUCAGCAGAUUGUUGGUGUUGAACGGCCAAUCAAGAUGUGCCGUCCAAAAUCCCCUGAUGUCGUGGAAGAAAUGAAUACCUCAAUGAGCUCAAGUAUUCAAAAGUCAAGUUUUAGAUCAUCACCCUUAAAAUCUAGAGUUCCUCAAUUGUCUCCCACCACUCCAACUAGGUGCAGACGUAUUAAUGUUCCAGUUGAGAUUCAACCAACAGAACCCUCAACAUCUGCAUCUCGGCAGCUUUUAGAGGACCAAGAUUUACAAAUUAUAGGUCAGGUACAAGCUACUUCACCAGUAAAACCAACUGAUCCUGAUUUACUAACUGAAAUUUUACAAAAAUAUGCUCUUAAAGACAAACAAUUGGAACAAGCAAAAGAAAUGGAGAAACAAUGCCGCCUUCUUUCAGAGAGAAAUAGGCAAGCAGAAGAACAAAGAAAGAAUCAGAUGGAAAAUGCCCUCAUAGCUGAAAUAACUUCUUAUCUCCACAUUGUGGAAGAGAUUGAGGAAGAGGAGCCUCCAUCUCUUCCUGUCCUCACUCCAGAUAUGGAGUCUGAAAUUGACAGAGCAUUAGGAGCACACCCAGAUACUGUACUUGCUAAUGCUUUUAACUUGACCAUUAAAGGAAGGGACAUGCGGACAUUGAAGCCCCUCGCAUGGCUAAAUGAUGAGGUUAUUAACUUCUACAUGAAUUUACUCAUUGAAAGAGGAAAGUCAAAGGAUUAUCCAUCAGUCCACGCAUUUAACACAUUUUUUUUCCCUAAACUAAGUAAUAGUGGCUAUGAUUCUCUUAAACGGUGGACCAAAAAGGUUGACAUAUUUUCUCAUGACUACAUUUUGGUUCCUAUUCACCGAGGGAUGCAUUGGUGUAUGGCUAUCAUAGAUAUGAAUGAAAAGGUUAUUCGUUAUUAUGAUAGUAUGGAUGGGCGCUUUCCCCAAUGUGCUGAUGCACUAUUAACGUACUUACAAAAAGAAUCUAUGGACAAGAAGAAACAGCCUUUUGAUACAUCUGGUUGGGUAAAAGAACAUGCUGAGAAAAUUCCUCAGCAAAACAAUGGAAGUGAUUGUGGUAUGUUCGCUUGUAUGUAUGCGGAAUAUGUGAGUAGAAACGCCCCUAUUUCCUUUUCGCAAGAUGAUAUGCCUUACUUCAGGCGGAAAGUAGUUUAUGAAAUCCUGAAAGCCAAGCUUCUUACCUGAAAGUUUCAUAACUUUGUAUAGACCAAGAGCAAUUGCAUUUGACACACAAAUGCCAGAGAGACUGAGCUUAAUUGUGUGUGUUUCAAGUGUUUGCUAGUCAAGCCACAUCAAUAUUUUUAUAGAUCACACAGUUCUUGCAUACAACAAAGAAGAUGUUAGUGAACGGACCAACUAUCGGUCUGGCAGUACGCAAAACAGAUCGGAAAUUUUAGCUAAAAAACUAUGGGCCCACACCGCUUCCCCAUGUCUACGUCGAUCGACAGCACUCUGGCGGCGCACGAGGUCGUCCGCAGGUCGACGUGGCGACAAGUAUUAAGUGAUACAGUGGUGAAGCUCCUGGGACUGAUGCUGAUGAGCUUAACAGCCCAAUUCUAAUCUCACGCCUUUUAUUUUUAGAUACAGAUAAAUUUUCAUGAUGUGGUGUCUACUUAGCUUGCUCUCCACUAUAACCAUACUAUGUACUACUUGACCGGUGGUCUAAUUGCUGUUCUGUAUUAGAGUGGUGUAUGCUCCCAUGAGGACUCAAUAUUUUUUUUCUGAUCAGUAGACUGGUUUUUAAGUUAUGGUAACCUUCCCAAGUGUUCUGGACAAAAUCCGUACUUUAUUGUGUAAUUUUUCUACUAUUUUCAUCAUUUUUUCUGUACAUGCUAAAGUACAUGUCUCUGGCUUAAAUUUAUCAUGGGUCUCCGCGUGCGCGCGCGCGUGUGUAUCUGUCGACAUGCAAAAGUUAAAUUUUCUUUGUUUUCAUAUGAAUAAGUUCUUUAGGGUGUUGAGCAUGUAUCAUUUUUGUGUUACAAAUUUGUUUUAAGCAAUCUUUUUUUUUAAUUGUGAUACUACCUUUCUGCUGGGGUGAAAUCGUUUAUCUACGAAACUUACAGUAGAAAUAAAAAAACAUGGCGUUAUUCACUCUCCUGGCAUAGUCUUGUCAGCAGUUCUCUGAUUCAGUAACUCAUUGAAGGAAGGACGUGAGAGUGGAGGCCCUUACAUCCUAAUUUCAAAGCAUAUUUGUUGACAAAUGUUAAAAGGAAAACAUAUUUUUUCAGACUAGAGUUUUGUAUAAAUGUAUAUUGAUGUAAUAAUUUAUAAUUUUCAAUAUUUUUCUAUUUUAUGCUUGUGCAACGUUUCUUUUCACUACUCAAAAUUUUGUUUUACUCUCUCUUUCUUUCAGUAAGGCACAGAAUUUCUGCAACUGACCUGUUUGUUUAUGUAUCUCUCAGAAGUCUUACAUUUGAAAUUUUACUUCAUGUUUACCUCCGUUGUUAAAUUAAAAUUAUGACCACUUAAACAAAUAUCUCCUAUACCUUCCUUGAUUCACAACAUUAAAAUGGUAAUUUGUUUCACAGGGUAUUGAAUUGAAACUUAAAUGAUGUAAAUUUGUUCUCACCCACCUCAUUUGUUUACCCUAAGGUCUAUAGUGUGUUAUCUUUUGAACUGCUUUUCAUGAGGCAGUGUUGGAAGAACCAUGUGGCAUCAUAGCUUCUUGUGAUUUGCGACUUUGGUACUUACCAUUUGAAAUAUAGACUUGUAUUUUAUUAAUCAUAAACAGGAAAGGCUGUGCAGAUUCAUCAAAUGUGGAAAAUUAAUCGAAACCUUUUUAUGUCUUCUGUUUUGAAGUAAAUACAAAGUGUACCCGUCCAAUUAAUUUCUUUCCAUAUUCUCAGAACUAGAAUUAUACAGCAAAUUUUCAGCUUUUGUAAGUUAUGUAAAUAAAGUUUACUGUACAUGAUUUCUA